AUGACCGUUGUUUCUUGUUUACAAGAGUGUCACGAAUUGGGCGUCCCCAUAGACCGCGAUCUGUACAAUUCUCUCUGGAUGACGCUCGUUGCGGGACGACAUUUGGCCGUCGCGAGUCCUGAGCCGUCCAAAACUGCCGAGGUGAUCGGCUACAUCUGCAAUCUCUGGGGAUUCAAGGAGCGAACAAGAAUAGUACAUUUGAGAGCCGGCAUGUCGUUUGAAGUCGUCGCCCCACUUCUGCACAGCCAGCUGGCAGUGGUGGUGUUUGUCAGCCUGGAAUUCACCGAUAGCAAGUUCCAGCAGGAGCUGGCGUCUUUCAUGAACUCAUCCAGCGGCGCGCAGUUUAGCAUGGUUUCUGUGAUGGCCAACCAAAAUAGCAUGGAGGUCAGUCUGAGACAGAGUCUGGAAAAGUUCAUCUGGCUGCGUGAAGUGCACCGGGGCGAAGUUCCAGAAACAGCAAGCAACCUACAUAUACGACAUCGUCGUGUUCACACGCAUGCACCGAAUGGUGGUCGCCGGACUGCCGACCCAGACAUGGAAAGAUAUGGAAUUAUUUGUUCAGAUCUACGCAGCUAUCCACGACAUGGACUAUGUGACGCCGGCAAUGGUCAAACUGGCCGCGGCGAAGGUGAUCCCGUUGCACAUCCGGAUGGUGAGCAAGCCAGAAAUGGAGCCGUCCGUUCUCUACGGCAGCGAUCCCAAGCUCGUCCAGCAGCUGAUCAACGUAUGGGACGCAGACCUGGUCGUUGA
Ogataea haglerorum is the source of this 750-nucleotide messenger RNA. RefSeq lists its product as uncharacterized. Lineage: Eukaryota; Fungi; Ascomycota; Pichiomycetes; Pichiales; Pichiaceae. The record is from RefSeq and is a predicted model, not a curated record. The transcript has 2 exons. Bases 1 to 750 code for a protein of 249 amino acids.